CGCUGGAUAAUUCUAGGCUGUAGUUCGCACCUGAGCCCUUGCAUUCAUGUCAACAAAUGUCUCAUUAUUUUCCCCCCAAAUAGCGCAAUUACGGUGUUAGUGAUUUUGAAAAAUGGUGACGAGAUAAUUGUGUUUCUGUGGGAGAGUGUUUUCAGGGUAGUGUAUCAAUCAUUACACACAGAACUGGUGUAUUAAUUGCGCGGGAAAAAUAAGGGGAGAAAUGUCUGGAUACCGAAGGGUAAACUAUUACGAGCUGUGCAGACUCUGCACAAGCAGCGAAGGAAAUAAAUUGAAUAUAUUCCGAGAGGAGGGACGUCGCAGACAGCUUCAGAGCAAGAUCCAAUCGUAUCUGCCAGUUCAGGUCUUGGAGGACGACUCGUUACCAAAGAUCGUGUGUCACGAGUGUGUGAGAAAAUUGGAGAGUUACAUUGAAUUUCGGGAGACUGUUGUCAGUGCUGAGGGCAUGCUGGAGUCGUACUUCACCUCGUUGAGGUUCUCGGAGGACUUCCUCAAGGAGGGGAAGGUCUACGUGAAGAGCACUGAGAAGGAGAGACCUGCUAGUCCUCAGGAUCCACUCAAGAUUGAUAAGAUCGAAGAGGACGAUAGUGAUCCACUUAUUAGCACUGAGCCUCAGGGACAGACGCAGCAGGUUGUUGUAGGGGGAUUGAAUGCAUCGAAUAUUCAGAUUAUCAGUGGAGUACAGGCUAGGGUCCAGCAGUACAAAUGUGCCAUGCAAAUGCAGCCUGGUGGUGUAGCAGCAGCUGUGGUCGAGGCGACUGCCGAGACCCAUUACACUUAUCAACAGCAAACUUCCCAGCAAUUGUCCUCGGAGAACUCACCCCAGGCUCGUCUCACCGAUGCUCAACCUCAGAUCCAAGUGCAGAAUCAAAUACAGAGUCAGAGUCAAAUGACUCUGCAGUCUCAGCGUUCUCAGCAGCUCCCAACCAAUACCAUAACCCAGAUUCAACAACUGCGAGAAUUUGAGAAACGCCAGUUGCACCUAGAGAAGGAUCAGAGCCAACCUCAGGUGGUUCACACCAACACAGUCCUCUUGAAGGCAUCAGAAGUCGAGCCAGAGCCAGAGCAACUGCCCUCGAAGGACACAGAGAAUCAAAAUCUCGAGUCUCCAGACGCCAGUGUUCAAAAUUACACAGCAGUCCAAGCAACUCCUGAAGUCUUCCUCAAUCUUAACUUCAAGGACGCCACGAUGAACCAGCAGACUCCUAGGGACGAUGUCAAGGAAUUUAAGGAUUUUAUAAAGACAGACGAUGCUAUAACUCGAAAUUCAAUUGGACAAAUAUCGGAGUUCCUGCGUAUACGUACCUGUCCAGAGACGAAUUCUUUGAUAACUGUAAAUCCUCAGGUGAUCUGUCAAACUGGGAGGAACGUGGAGUGUCGUGACUGUGGCAAGAGCUUCGAGUCGAUCAACCAGAUGAACAGCCACGAGUGCCCCAGCUCCCCCCUUAUAAACGAGGUCAAUGAGAUUGAAACCAAGGAGGAACCAUUGACAGCGAAUAGCACAACAAAUUCGUUCAGCUGCGAUGUCUGUGGUAAGCCCUUCAAAAGAAGAGAACACCUAUUCCAACACAGAAAAUUGCACACUGGAGAGAGGCCAUAUGUCUGCACAACUUGUGCCAAGGCUUUUAGUAGAAAAGAGCACUUGGUUCGUCACUCCGUCUCUCACACUGGACAGAAAAUGCACGAGUGCGAGAUGUGUGGCAAGAGUUUCUCGAGAAAGGAUAAUCUUCACAAGCACAGAAAGACUCACGGUGUCUCUGGACCGUACAUCUGCGAGACCUGUGGCAAAUCCUUCGUGGUGAAGCAUUAUUAUCUCAUGCAUCUCACCACUCAUGCACCUACCCAGGGGGAGGGAGAGAACUGUCCUGAUCCUCUUCCUUACAAGUGCGAUCUAUGUCACAAGGCUUUUUCGGUUAAGCAAUAUUUGACGACGCACAAGCUCAGACAUCGCUCGAAGAACAGUCAAGGGGCCCAGGGCAAUCAAAGCAAUCAGAGCAAUCAGAGCAGUCAGAGUAGUCAGAGCAGUCAGGCACCUGUCAGCACGACUAAUGGAAUUGUCACCAGCAGUGUCACUAGCACAACUAGUUUAGGGAAUAACAGUGGCCAGGAAUCCCAAGUGGUUGAGAUGCAGAGUGUUGGAGAGAGGGAGCAGGGGCAGCAGAACUUUGGGAGCAAUCAGUAUCAAGGGAAUGUUCAAGGGUUUCAAUGAGAUAAGGGUAAGCGUGUCUACUAUGUGCUCCUUCCCAAUGGCAAUAACCACAAGAUUGUUGUGGUUUAAGGGAGAAGUUGUAGGCACGCAUCUGCUGGACUGCAAUUACGAGAGCUCGGGAAUUUCCACGAAAUUGUUUAUCUGGAUCUGUCUCGGUUACGAAAUAUUUUUGAAAUGAUUGGAGAACAUUUUUGGAUUCUCCUUGGUGCUCGUAAAUGCAGUACAGUAUUUUAGUUUUAAUCAAUCUUCGGCCAACAUCACUUCUGUUUUCUUGCGAUGAACAUAUUGACCCCAAAUUUUGUACUUUAAUAACAUGGAGACAUACAGAUAAUCAAAAUGUUUUUCGUCACAUCGAAAACAAUAAUGCAAAAUAAACCCCUCAGUGCAAAAGUGUUUUACGUGAAUUCUUUGCAGUGCGCUUAAGAGACUGACAGACUUUAUAUAAUGGUGUAAAUAUUUUAUCAGAUGGAUGCUAAAGUAUUAUAAUUGCAGUUGCGGUGGGUAGAGGUAUGAAAUACAAUAGAAUCAUCUCGUAAGGAUGAGCGUAAUUAAAAUGGUGACAGAUGAUAUUCGUGCAAGAUGCAGUGAAAUGUACUAGUAGGUUUAUCGAGCAUUAAAGAUUGAACAUAUGAUGGGCGCAGCGUCGCCGUUAUCGACUAUUUUUUCAGAAAAAUCGGUAAUUCCACUAGAGUAUCUCAUAAGUAUUCAAUUUUAUUUAGAAAUUUUUGGUUGGGAGAUUGUGUAGUGAUUUAUGUCGUCGUAAAAAUUAGAGUCACAGAAUUUUCGCUGAAUUUAUCCGAUUUUCUUAGGUAUAUUUAUCAUGAUUACAUGACAAAUGAUGAGUUUUUAGGCGAUUUAACAAUGCGAAAUUGUGCAAUAAUUAAUCGCUGUGCGAUGAAUCUAAAUUCAACUAAUGUUCAGUUAUUUUCAAUAUUUUUCUCUUCUCUUCCUUUGUGAUUUUGAUAAUCAACUGUGGCUCUUCGAACUCAAAAAAAAAAUCAAUUUUAGAAAAGGGUGUUUUAUUGGUAACUAGUUAUAUGUAUGCGGUACAUACAUGUAUAUACAUGUAUAUGGACUAGAGUAGAUGAUUUAAGACCAAAGAAUACUAUAUUGUGUAAAGGAGGACGACGAGAGGGAGAUGAGGAGAAAAUUUAAACAACUGUAUGUGUAAUUCUUAUCAAUUAGGUUGAUAGAUUAUAUAUUAUAUAUUAUCAUAUAAGUGUGAUUGGAGUUAUGAGAUAUUACAAUUUCUGAAAGACUUGAUUAGAGAAUUAGUGAGUGCCAUUGACCAAAAUUACGACGGAGUAGGCAAAUUAAAGUGUACGGAUUGAAUUGCAUUUCAAUAAUCGCCAUGGAUAAUUUUAACUCAUCAGUUUGUGUUUUAUUUUGUAACUUGUAAUCGAACUUUCGGCUAAAUUAGAGGUUUUGCGUCAUUAUUGAGGGAUAGGUAAUAUGUUUAAUCCUUCGACGUCUGAAUAUCAAAUAAAAAGAAUCAUUGAGAGUGACCGGGAGUUUAUUAA
This is a messenger RNA of Fopius arisanus, 3747 nucleotides long. Its product is annotated as zinc finger protein 554-like. The record is from RefSeq and is a predicted model, not a curated record. Gene Ontology annotation, molecular function: DNA-binding transcription factor activity, RNA polymerase II-specific; RNA polymerase II cis-regulatory region sequence-specific DNA binding; zinc ion binding. Lineage: Eukaryota; Metazoa; Arthropoda; Insecta; Hymenoptera; Braconidae. Gene Ontology annotation, biological process: regulation of transcription by RNA polymerase II. The transcript has 2 exons. Gene Ontology annotation, cellular component: nucleus. The coding region runs from base 221 to 2227 and encodes 668 amino acids.